This is a messenger RNA of Phytophthora nicotianae INRA-310, 282 nucleotides long. RefSeq lists its product as hypothetical. NCBI's taxonomy places the organism in Eukaryota, Oomycota, Peronosporomycetes, Peronosporales, Peronosporaceae. The coding region runs from base 1 to 282 and encodes 93 amino acids. The record is from RefSeq and is a predicted model, not a curated record. The transcript has 2 exons.
AUGGUCACUAUUUCGCGGAUAGCCAAAAAUGUCUAUGACGAACAAGUGAAACGGAAUCUAACAAAGUCGUCGGAUGAAGAGCAGCUAAUUUGGUUCCAAGGCUAUGGAUACGCCACAACAAACAACCCGGUGGAGCAGUUCAACCGUCUGAUCAAGCGUGACUACACUCUCCGGGCCAAACAUAAGAUCGGGACACUGUUUCAGCAGCUGGCGGAUUGUUGCGGACACGAGUCGGUAACUCUACGAAUCUUCAAGGAAUCCCCUGAAGUCACCUGCAGUUAA